This is a messenger RNA of Chrysoperla carnea, 765 nucleotides long. Its product is annotated as EEF1A lysine methyltransferase 2. Gene Ontology annotation, biological process: peptidyl-lysine monomethylation; peptidyl-lysine dimethylation. Gene Ontology annotation, molecular function: protein-lysine N-methyltransferase activity. The coding region runs from base 103 to 765 and encodes 220 amino acids. The record is from RefSeq and is a predicted model, not a curated record. Lineage: Eukaryota; Metazoa; Arthropoda; Insecta; Neuroptera; Chrysopidae. Gene Ontology annotation, cellular component: cytoplasm. The transcript has 2 exons.
CCUAAAUUUGUAUCGUGCAUUUUUGAGGUUAUGUGUAAUUAUUUUGAUAUUUUCAUACAAAAGUAUUUCAGGUUUUAAUUUUAUUAAAAAUAAAAUUUAAAAAUGUGCGAUAUUAGUGAAUUGGACAGUUCAGAAUUGGGUACUAAAGAAUAUUGGGAUAAACAGUAUGAAACGGAAAUUGAAAACUUUCGCCAGCAUGGUGACAUGGGAGAUAUUUGGUUUGGUGAAGAUGCCGUUGAUCGAAUAGUACGAUGGAUAACAAAAAAUAAAGAUAUUAAAGUCGAUAGUGGUAUUGUAGAUAUUGGAUGUGGAAAUGGCUAUAUCUUAUUAAAUUUAGCUCAAAGAAAUUUUACGAAACUAUUGGGUAUUGAUUACUCAGAAUCUGCUGUCUUAUUGGCUAAAGAAAUAGCAAAAAAAGAAAAUGUGCCUAACGUAAAAUAUGAAGUUUGUAACGUAUUGGAGGACGUAACUAAAUUAGUGAAUCAAUUUGAUGUUGUCCACGAUAAAGGCACAUACGAUGCAAUUAGUUUAAAUCCAGAAAAUCCAAAAGAUUGCCGAGAGAAGUAUAUAAAAAAUAUAUGGAGCAUAUUAAAAUUAAAUGGAUUAUUGAUAAUAACAUCAUGUAAUUGGACUCAAGAAGAAUUAUUGGAACAAUUUAAGGAAUACUUUAAAUUGUACGAAGUAAUUCCAACACCACAAUUUAAAUUUGGUAAUAAAGUUGGUAAUGUCGUUACAUCAAUUGUUAUGCAAAACUGUAAUUUAUAA